AUGGCUUACAAAUGUUAUUGCAGCUCAUCAUUACAACACAGCCAGAAAAACAACUUUUGGAUCUACCAGCCUUCACUAUCCCUCACAUGUUUCACGCUUUCAGAGGCCGCAGAACAAUCUGGCACCCUCCUCCGCAAUACCCGCGGACAAGCCCUACUAAGUUCUCAACUGUUUCUGCCAAUUGCGCUCCCAACUUCAAUUUCUUGCAGCAUCCAACACUCUUUUAGCCGCCGCCGCCGGCCGCAAGGGAGGGUUCGUUGUCGUGGCCGCCGCGGCCGGCGGGGGCAGGGGGGGGGGGAAGGGUGGGCGAAGCGGAAGCGUUCGAAGCGUCAACGUUCGCUUGACCGCCCGCCGACGGAAGAGGAGUAUCUUGCCCUCUGUCUGGUCAUGCUCGCGCGCGGAGGCUCCGACCACAGUCUCCCGCCGCUUCCGUCUUCACCCCCACCAGAGGGUCUCUCCUACAAGUGCUCUGUUUGCAGCAAGGCGUUCGCGUCUUACCAGGCUCUCGGCGGACACAAGGCCAGCCACCGCAAGUACCCCGGCGGUGCUUCCGACGACGCCGCCUCCUCUGCCUCCGGUUCAUUCGCCUUCGUUUCCUCCGGCGGAAAGGUUCACCGUUGCUCCAUUUGUCAGAAGGAAUUUUCCACGGGGCAGGCGCUGGGCGGGCACAAGCGAUGUCACUACGAUGGAAGUGGGGCGGCGGCGGCGGCGGCAGCGACGGUGGCGUUAGCUUCAGAGGUUGCGAGCUCGGAACAGAGGGAAUUCGAUCUGAAUAUUCCUGCAGCGGUGGAAUUUGUCUUUGAAGGGAGCAGGCGAUGUGUGGGGAGUGAGGACGGGGAGGUACAGAGUCCUCUGGCGCUGAAAAAGCCGCGCUUUCUGAUCCCGGCUUGAUAGUCUAUUGUUUCUCUUGUUCAAGCUUUGUUACCGAGAUGUUAGAAGAUUUCCUCUAUUUUGGUUGAUUUCGAUUGUGUAUAAAGAGGAGGAUUGGAUUUUUUUGUAGUUUAGAGUUCAGCUGUUGGUGUUUAAUUCUUUUUUUUUUUGUUUUGUUUUUUAAUCUUGUAGCAGCAGGAAAUAAUUUAUUUGUUGUGAAUUAAUGAAUCAGUACAAUUUGGGCAGUA
Molecule: messenger RNA, 1118 nt
Organism: Phalaenopsis equestris
Lineage: Eukaryota; Viridiplantae; Streptophyta; Magnoliopsida; Asparagales; Orchidaceae
Product: zinc finger protein ZAT10-like
Exons: 3
Coding region: 1-891 (296 amino acids)
Molecular function (GO): DNA-binding transcription factor activity
Source: RefSeq, a predicted model, not a curated record